This is a messenger RNA of Anastrepha obliqua, 1707 nucleotides long. RefSeq lists its product as uncharacterized. The record is from RefSeq and is a predicted model, not a curated record. The transcript has 3 exons. Bases 196 to 1548 code for a protein of 450 amino acids. NCBI's taxonomy places the organism in Eukaryota, Metazoa, Arthropoda, Insecta, Diptera, Tephritidae.
UUCACAAUGCCAUUUGUGUGCGGCUCUUCGUGUUGUGUGCGUCUUCGAACGUUUCGUUUGUCAGCAAAUCAAAGAUUUUCAAUAUUCAGUAUUCUUAUUUAUUAUUGAAUAUUGUUGUUGCUGUUUUGUUUUUGUUUUUGUGCUGGCUGCUGAUACUGCUGAUAACUUGUUGUUGUUUACACUUAAAAAAAAAAAAUGUUUAAAACUCGCACAUGGAUCACGUUAUCUUUCGGUUUACUAUUUUGCUCGAGCUUCCACAGAGCGUUAGCAGAAGAUGAGGAUAAUGAAUCUACAGAGUCCGAUGAGGCGAAAGACGAACAUAAUGUACGCGUAACCGAGAGUCGUUUAGCUGCACAACUCUUCGCCGUACUUGAGCAUUACAAGCAAGAAGACCCAUUGGGUUUCCCUGGCGCACCGAUUCCAGAUCCAAUGGAGGUGCCGGAUAUUCGUAAAAGCGUCGGUAUGGGUACGUUGAGUAUGUCGAAAGUGAAGGCGUAUGGAUUGUCCAAGUUUCGUAUCGACUCGAUAGAUGCGGAUUUAAAAGAAAUGGUGGUCGAUGCCGGCAUACAAUUGGAUAAGAUGGACGUAAAGGGAUUGUACACGCUCAACGCCCUCUUCUCCCGAGCUAAUGGUCCGUUCACUGUUGUGCUUAAAAACGUCUUUGUCAAGGCGCAUGCCACACUGUCUGUUGAAAGGGAUGGCCGCUUAACUACGGAACAGAUUAAAAUGGAUAUUACCUUCGGUGAUAUGACUACGGAUUUCCAGAAUUUAGGAUUUAUGGGCAACUUAUUCCAGAGUAUUGUAAACUCAGCGCCCACACUCGUUUUCGACGCCAUGAAACCAUUCAUGCUGCAAGAAGCGGAUAAGAAAUUGCGUGAUGAGAUAAAUGGAAAUCUGGAAAAAUUCUUAGGCGACCGACGCCUGCCUAACUCGAUUUCUCCACUCGAUAUGGCCAUAGCCGAAAGUCGAAGGGAAGUGCGUAGCAGGGGCUAUGAUCCCUACCAUUUGCCUGACUAUAAUCGUACCGCUGGCAUAUUUACUUUUCAGCUUGUGAACUCUUGGAUUUGGGGUGUGGCGAGUUUCUAUCGUGUGGGCGAUAUGUCGGUAGCGAUGCAAAACAACACAAUCAAAUUGCACUUCCAUGUGGGCACACAGGAGAUAGCUGGCGAAAGUCAUUGGGAAAUCGAUUUUGGUUUGGCAUCGCGUACAGGAACAUUUAAAUUCUCGAUUCAAUAUAUUCGCUUGACGGUGGAUGUCAGCCAAGCUUUGGAUACACGUAAGCGGCCACGUAUCAACGAUCUACAAAUCGAUUUGGGUAAUAUGCAAGUGCGCAGUGACGGCGCCGGUACAUUGGAUUAUAUUGCAGAGGCUGCUGUCAAUAUUUUACCUAAUUUAUUGCGUUAUCAAAUCAUGGAUGUACUAGAAAACCCCAUUAAGAUGCGUAUACAGGAGAAAUUCGAUACAAUUGAUGUAGAAAAGGCAAUCAAGGAUAACAUUGAGAAGUUCGAGACUAUGGGUAGUAACUUUUCAUUUGACUUUAAGUUAUAAAUGGAAAAUAUUUACUUUUACAUAUAUUUAUGUAUGUAUGUAUUUAGAGAAUUCGCUUUUAAAUAAAUGUAAGCUGAAGGGCUUUUGUGCUGCUAAAUAUUGUUUAAAGAUCGUAAUUACAUAUGGCGUAAAUAUUAAGUGUAAGGCGUAGCCAGCUGU